This is a messenger RNA of Porites evermanni, 8964 nucleotides long. NCBI's taxonomy places the organism in Eukaryota, Metazoa, Cnidaria, Anthozoa, Scleractinia, Poritidae. The record is from the annotation of a GenBank genome assembly.
AUGUCUGAGCGAGCAACAUUGCAAAAAACACCAUUGCAAAAAUCUAUAGCGUCAGAGGGUAACAGUGCUCUGUUACCGUAAGCCUAUGUGGCUAUUUGUAUAAAAUGCCUAACUGUUUGGAAAGGAGAAUGAGAUCUUUUAACAUUACUGCUUCAAAAUUUUCCACUCUUCAACAAAUCACUUAGAGACUGUUCCCUCAGCAGACAGUUAAUUUUGCCUCCCGAAAUUCUCGGAAAACAAAAAUAACUGUUUCCCUCGUUACGCGGUAGUCAGCGGAUUUUACAGAAUAUCUUUCCUGAAAUAUAUGACAAUGACAAUGAUGAUGCAAGAGAUAAACAGGCACUGUUUUUGGUCAUUCGGUAACGUCUUAUUGCAAAGUGAUUGAAAAGAACUAAAGAUAGACCAUGCCUCUUUCACGUCGAUGGGUAGCAUAUUGUCGAGGUCUGUGGAACGUCAUAUGACCUUCCAUAAUAUGUCAAUGUUCCAUGUAUCAAUGUCUUGUUCCUGCAGGUCCUGUGGUCAGCAUCAUGUCAAAGACUCCAACAAAGACAAUUUCAUUUGUCAAUCUCAAAAUGAUUUUCUGGGCCAUCACAUGUGUCAAAGGCUUGACUCCAGGGUUGGAAUUUAAACGUUGUAAACUCUGCGGUAAGAGUUUAUACAGUAGUGGAAAAUAGGAAACAAGUUUUCAUUACACAGUGUAGUUUUAAAUUUAUGUACAAAGCCUAGAGAUUGAUCCCUUAUAUAAAAGUUUAAUGACAAAGCUAUACAUCAUACCUGUAAAUAGACUAGUAUACAUGUUGUAUCCAGUUUCAAAAGAGUUCUAAGCAUGCCCUCAAGAUUAUAUAUUGAUGAUCCUGGGAGCACUCCUUAAUGUCAUGGUUCUAGUGGCCCAACCAAUAUCAUUAAAAUGUACGGUUACCGGCCAGCUACUUGUGGCUCCAAUCACAAGUUGUAUAACUUUAACAUUCAUAUUCCAGAGUUUGAAUUCCAUACAUCUCUCGCCAGGUCCUGAAACGUUGAGAUAAUUUGAUAAGUCCUCGAAUACUCGACAAAUCUUUUAUGCUUCAUUGUCCUCAGUAGUAGUAGUAGUAGUAGCAGCAGCAGCAGCAGCAGCAGCAGCAGCAGCAGCAGAAGUAGUAGUAGUAGUAGUAGUAGUAGUAGUAGUAGCAGUAGCAGUAGCAGCAGUCGAAAGCAAUAGCAGUGAAAGAGUAAGAGCAGCAGAAGUAGAAGUAGCAGAAGCAUCAACAACAGUGGCAACAGCUUAACAGCAGUAGACUGGUUGAAGUUUCGAUCGACAAGAAAGGAAUGUUAGGUAAUUUUCGUAAUUACACUUGACUCUUAAUUGAUCGGCUUCAAGUCAGUAAACCAUUUUCAAUCUGUUUUUGAAAUCAUAUUUCUUCUAUCAGGCCCAACAAACCGAAAGAAUGUAGAGUUCAAAGCGUCUCCCUGGCCGUUCAUACCAUUCAGAACACGAUUCAAUUUAACGCUUGUAUUUAUUCCAGGUAAGCUAAAACUAUCUUGGCUUUAUUCCUUUUAACGACUCGCUGCAAUAGUACACAUGUGUGAUUAGGUGAGGAACUACACUCAACUCUUCCUACGACGGACACCGAAGGGGCCAACCCUUCCCUCUUAGACAAGUGUCCGACAUUUAGAGGUGCAGAUAACGUGACACCGCUGAUAAUUGUAAGAUGACUGAUAAACCUGGACCUACGCUCAAAGACAGCUAUAAAAUGAAAGUGGUGCAACAUCUCGCCUCUCAACCAUAAAAUCGAGCUUGUGAGAAGCCUUGCAGCUGUUCAAAAUGUCCAAUUUAAUUGGACCCCUAGCUGUAUGACCCAGUUCUUAUGUUUUCUCGCUAGGGUUCAACUGUUAAUUUUUUUUGCUCACUGCAGUUUUCCCAACCAAUCCCUAAGAUCUUCCGAGAAUUAAUCUGCAAGGUCGCAAUUUUUUAUUUAUUUUUUUAAUUUUUAAAAAUUUUUUAAAUUUUUAAAACUAAACUAGUGAGCAGCACUCUGCGAACUGUUACUGUAAAACUUGUUUAUUCUUCAAUAUUUGCGCCCAUUAUUAUUUUUACUCAUAUUAUGGCUUAAAUACAGGCGUUUAGUAUUUUAUUGUAAAACUCCCUGAAGAAGUCUACGUUAGUUAGACGAAACGCGUAGGGAGAAUAAACAAGUUUUACAGCAACAGUUCGCAGAGUGGUGCUCACUAGUUUAGUUUUAAAAAUUGAGCUUAUUCAAAUUUUUCAAAUUUUUGUUAACAGGAAAAAAACGUGAAAGGCGGGAAAUAUGGCUAGUAUUUCCUUGGUCAAAGAGUUUUGAGGGAAAAAAAUUAACCGGCAUAUCAAGAAUUUCCUGGAUCUGCCUCUGGUCCCAUGAAAAAAACUAAGAAAUAAUUUGACUGCUUAAAUCAUCCCAAACUGAUCAAUUAUUCGACUUAAAGAUAAAUUAAUGAUUUUUUUGUUAUAUUUUUGUUUUUUUUAUCCUCCAUAAGAUGAAGCCAUUUUUGCGGCGACAUCAGAGUACAAGGUGUGGAUAGAACCGAGCGGCCAAUUGUAUUUAAGGGGGACGGAGGACGUUUGCAGCCAGAAUGAAAAUUUCUGCAGUUUAGCGGCGGGUGGUGAGUAACUGGUUAACUAAAUAAAAAAACAAUAUAUAAAUAAAUAAACUAGUCAACAAAUAAUGAUGAUGAUGAUGAUGAUGAUAAGUCAUUAGAUGUGAGUGUUUUGUUCUUUAGUUUGUGAUGGAAAUAAGAUGCACAAUACUAAACAUGAACGGUGGAAAAUGGAAAGGUUGUAACCGAAGAAAAAUAGACUAAAGGAAUUCCACUUGUCCUAUUUUAAGAAAUCUUCUUAAGCACCAUUUAAAACGCCCAUAACAUUAACAUCAAGUAAUGAUAAUAACAAUAAUAAAGAUACAUGUACACGUUUCAUGUGAUCAAACCCGAGUUUUUGACAAGCACUUUACAUUUGUUAAACCAAAAUUCUACCAAAAUCAUUCAUGACAAAUCAUUAAGUUAUCAAGCCUUAACACGGUUUUGAGGAGUAGGCAACCGCCCGAGAAUGUAAUGUCGAAUAAUUUCCAUAAAACGGCUGUUCUGAAAAAAAUGUGAAUUGUAAACUAAAGCUACACAGUAAAGGAUUUUACUAUGAAAUCUUGGGGGCCGUUACUGUGCUCAGUUAAAUUUCUCCAGACACUUGCGUUAGAUUUUCCAUAUAUUUGUCUGCACUUUUUCCCGGGAACUUUUUACAGGCAAAUGUAUAGAAAAUUUUAAAAACUGAGUGCUUCUAGCGCAUGUAGCUGCAUGUAACGACCUCAAAUUUUUUCAGUAAAAUCGUUAGGAGUGAAGCUUCAGUUUACAAUUCAUUUUUUUUUUUUUUUCAGAAGAGCCGUUUUAGGGAAAUUAUUCGACAUUACAUUCCGAUACAAAUAAACAUUGUAAUUUCUCACGUGGUGUCCAAAACCGUGGUAAGGCCUAUUGAUGUGUAGUUUUUGUUUUUGUUUUAUUAUGCUAGCCGUGCAGCCAACUCGAACACUCUUUUUGAUAAUCAAUGACAAUAGGAAGUUUCAAGAGUUGUGCGUGAAUCAUAUCGUCUACCGCCUUCCACUGUUUUCUUUCCUUUUUUUUUUCAACUAUACCCUGUGGCCAGUUAGCAAAAAAAUCCGUCAUAAGGGAAAGCCCCGAAAUUAGACAUAUUAAAUUCUGCAAGCAAAAUACUGUAAUGCUGAUCGUACUACGUGAAAAUUAACUCUGCAAGACAUCAACACCACACCGAAAGAACUCAAAACAGAGCGGGAUUGUAGCCAUAGACAGCUGUUACCCCAUCUUUGGGGUUCGUCAGUAUGGCGUAACAACCAGAGAUCAGGCUCUCAAGAAAAUUAUCCGCGCACUCUGAUUUUAGCCCUGACCCAGAACUUUUUAAUAACACCCACAGAAUCACGCCAUACCACGUGUCUUCUAGGGGGCAAGAGUCAAGUUGAUGUAGAAUAGGGCUUCAUUUUUCAGGAAACUGAUCAGUUGGUUGAAGAUUUUAUCUAGACUAGGGAAACAGCUACUUUAGGAUAGGGGGUAUUUGGGGAGUUUACUCUAGUAUAGGGUAGCAAAAUUUAGCUGAACUGGCUCUGGUAUGGGUUAAGGGUUCCAGGGUCCCAGCGGCACAUCCCCACCCAGAAAUUCCUAAAGUGCCCCCCCGGGACAAAACCAUGAAAAAAUUACAUAUAAAAGAUCUACAGCUCAAAACUUCAUAAAGUACAAACAUUAACCAUAUUCGUUUGCGUUCCUUUGCAGUCCCUUGUGGUUAAUGUUUGUACUUUAUGAAUUUUUGGGCCGUAGAUCUUUUAUAGAUCCGAUAUGCUGUAAUUCUUGCAUGGUUUUGUCCAUGCUUUAUAGGUUGGUUUUGGCCAGUUCUUUGACAUCAACUUGAAACUUGGACUCUUGCCCCCCAGAAGACACGUGGUAUGGCGUGAUUCUGUGGGUGUUACUAAAGAGUUCUGGGUCAGGGCUAAAAUCAGAGUGCGCGGAUAUUUUUCAUCAGAGCCUGAUCUCUGGUUGUUACGGCAAACUGACGAACACCAAAGAGGGCGAAACAGCUGUCUAUGGCUACAAUCCCGCUCAGUUUUGAGUUCUUUCGGUGUGGUGUUGAUGUCUUGCAGACUUAAUUUUCACGUACUACGACCAGCAUUGCAGUAUUCUGCUUGCAGAAUUAAAUAUGUCUACAUUAAUAUUUUUUGCUAAUCAGGUCUUUAUAGAUCCUACCUUCUUCGGCAUAUUCGUUUGCGGUCCUUUGCAGUCCCUUGUGGUUAAUGUUUGUACCCCGAAAUUAGUUAAGAUGCCGUGUUAAGUUUCUUAACUUUAAGGCCCUCCUUCUAACAGUGUUGAUGCAUAUUUGCUAACUAGUCUUUAAUGAAAACUGAAAAAAAAAACGUGGAAGAGUCUAUUCAAUUAUGUACGAAAAAAGUGAUUUGCUAAAAGGCGGUAAAUACAGUCGAACCUCCAGUCCAGUCAAAGCCUUACCUCCUGUAAGCGACCUCAACCACUUUUUGGGCCUGACGGUUAAAGAUUUUCCAUUGUUUUUAACCUCUUGUAAGCGAUCGCUUGACGCAUUCUCUGAUUUCUAAGUUCACUGUAGGGGUGCACUAUGCUACUCAGAAUAUACGACGAACUUUAGUGACAACAUGUACUAGACAUGUGGUAACUUAGAAAUUGCAUGCAAUAAAUUAUCCUCCAUAAAGGAGAUGUCUCUCAGGACCUCUUUUCGGAAGAAGGCUCCGGUGGUUCGAUUGUAAACGACCACCCCCAGUAAGCGACCACUCAGUCUUUGCAUUUUGAGUGGUCGCUUACGCGAGGUUCGACUGUAAUGGUAUACAGAAGUAUAAACGAAGUGGAUGUUGCUGUUGUUGCUUUUUUUAUUUAUUGUGAGUUUUUUAACUGUUGUUAGCAAUUUGUAAUUUUUCAUCCUUGUUUCCAUUUCUUAGAAAAGUUUGUUUUGAAGCAUUCUGAUAUACUGAGAACAUUUCCAGCGGGUCUCAAGGUAAUAUAAUGUUACAACAGAAAAACCUUAACUUUUCACCACCAUAGACUAUUUUGCUUUUUGAGUUUAUGGUGAGGGUUAUCUUCUAUUUUUCGGUGACUAAUUGCCCACCCACGUCGUUAAAACAACAGUCGACAACACUCUUGUCGACAUAUUAUACAACUGAAAAGGGUAAUAUUGAAGCAAACUGCGCCUUGUACGUGUACACGGCUGCUUGUGGAAGAGGCAGUUAUUCUCCAAAAGAUUUUCAAAACAGUUUUGAGAGAGAAUCCAUUGUCUUUCGUAGCUGCCUGUUAAUAUUCCUUGCAACUUGGCACUGAUCGUCGGCUGCAAUGGAUAUGAGUUGUAACGUCAUAUGUUGUAAAAAGUACGUCCGUUUAAAAACAAAAAUUUCCAAACGUUGCCGGCAUUUUUGCGCAAGAAAAGGCGUAAAACAGUACCAAUCACAAAUCUACGCUUUAAGUGGAAACAAAACCAUAUAACCCUGAAGCGUAUAACUCUGUUCCAAUCCCGGGGGGUACUCCCAUACAUUACCUAUACGGGUAUGUGCCGCCCAACGGGGUGGUGAUUUUGAAGCUCCUGAUUUAAAACGGGGUAUCCAUUUCAGAGGCGUUUUCUAAAACGGGGUAUAAAAAAUUGUGGAUCACGACUUUAUCUUCUGCUUAAAAUUGUUGCUGAUUAUGAAGAAGCAUUUAUUUGAUGUAUAAGUCGAACAAAUAAAGAAAUAUCUUUUUAAAAAAACAGGGCUAUUUCAAUUUACAAACUUUCUGGAACGGAGUAUAAAAAAUUGGCCCAUUUCUAGAACGGGGUGUCAGUUUUAGGGCGAAUUCUAGAACGGGGUAUAAAAAAUUGACCCAUUUCUAGAACGGGGUAUCAAUUUUAGAGGAAAUUUUUUUGAGAACGGGGUGCCAAUUUGCAGUCCCGGGCGGCACAUACCCACCCAAAAAAUACCCAAGUGCCCCCCCCCCCCCCCCCGGCCGGGACCACACACCCCCGCCAAUCUGCGCAGGACAGAAAACGUGCAGAAACCCCCCCCCCCCCCCCCGGGGUUCUAAUGCUGGUGUUUUUUGGUGAAGCAAUCAAAAUGGAGUUACUGAUACGUGCGCGCAAUACUGUCGGGCGAGUGCCGAUGAAAGCCUUGUACGGCGAUGAGAACGAAGCGCAAGAUGUAGAAUAUAAAAAGUUUUACCAUGCACACUGAAACGAGAAACUACUUAUAUAUCGAGCAAGAAGAUAUUUUGUUAAGGUAAGUUUUCCAAAAGCAGCUAAAAGUUGUACACUCCAAAACGCAGCUUAGCGCACGCAAAUAACAACACGCUCGUCUGGUCCACGAUUUGUUAAUGUAAAUUUUUUUGUCUGUUGAUUAUCUUGUAUAACAAAUUGAAAAAUGCCCAGCGUGAACUAUGGAGUUACGAAUGUACUCUAAGAAUCCGUCAUUAGACGGAUGCCUUCAAUAGACCAAUUUCGACAUGUUAUAAAAUUUAGAUUCGACAGCGAGGUUUGGGGAAUAAAGCAAAAGAAAUGUAUUAAUCAUUGUUGAGCCUCUUUAGUUUAUUCCCACAAGCUUCGGUGCUAAGUGUGAAUUUUAUAUUUCGAGAUUGGUCUAUUCUGUGAUUCAAUAUUUGGACAAAAAUUUCUGUGCUCCUGAUUGGUCGGCAAAAAAACCGCAGCAUGGUUCUGGUGCAAAUAACUGCUAUUUUGAAACUGGUCAUCAGGUCCACAGCAGCGCAAUAUUUCCCAUUGCUAUAGAAAUUGGAAACCUAUCGAUGCCAGAAUCUUGAUGUCAGCGUACACCCGUUCGCCCACUCGUACAGACUGUAAGGAAGGGGAAAGGGCAAUUCUGCAAGGAAGAGAACGUGGCUCUCCUAGAAAGGGCCACUGGAGUUGUUCCAGUUAAAGUUUCUUUCGUUUGACUUACGUCAAGAAAAACUUACUUUUUAGCUUUGUCACGCUCUUCUAGCUCCUUGCCGCUGGGGAUGUUUCGCCAGGAGAGACGUCUGUCUGUUUCGCCAGUGUCCACACUGUCGGAGCAUUACAUUGCUUGAUAUAUUACCGUCCCUCACGUCCAACCUUUUAUACUGACCGUCUUUGUUCUUUCUUUACAUACUGUAGGUGAAUUUUGGAGCAGAAUUGAAAAUCUUUAACCAAGAACACAAGAUGGUUUUUUGCGCUUCAUGUGAGGCAACGUUACGUAGCUAAAGAGAUCGUCUCUGUUAUCAAGUAACAAUUUAAAAUAGCUAGUUAAAAUAAACGUGAACCCUGAAGUUCAAAUUAGUUAAAUGGAUGAUUCGGUUUUAUUCGAUUUGCUGGUAUUAAUUACAGAAUAAUACAUGGGCGCGCAGAGACAUUUAAUACAUCUAAUUUCAGCGUCAAUUUGAGACUUCGAGAUAUAGCUAUUUGAACACAAGAUGAUAGCAACUUCAAUUUUUUCAAGCGUCCAUGUGUUCCUAUGUCGAAAAAAUACCUUUGUUGUUAAAAUAAAUAUUUCAAUCCAAUUUGUCACAAAUCUAACUAAAGGUGAAACAGCUUUAAUACUCAAAACAAUAAGACGCAUGCUCAAUUUAAGCUAUGUUUUUUACGCUACAUUCUGAUUUAUAAUCUAGAAGUAUCGUUCAAUUUUCAUAUUACAUUUUUACAAUUAAGGUUUUUUCCUUACUUACGGCUAUUUACUUCGAGCUCCCGAUAACUCGAACUCCCAAUAAUACGAACUUUUUUCGAUUUGCCUUGAAGGUACGAGUUAUCGGGAGUUGUCUGUAUAUAAAGUGUCUAUUCUACAGAUAUGAAGUUUUUAGUCAGAAUUCUACGUCAUUUUACUGAGAAUAUCUAGAGGAAUAACCUUGAGAAUAGGGGUUGUUAGGGAGAUUAAGCUUUUAGAUCAAUUAGCUCUCUCCUCUAUCUUUUCCCCUCAUAUGAUCUCCUUAUAUAUCACAGCAACAGAGGAACCGUAAAUAGUCCUGUUAGCAUAUAGUUUUCCUUCACCUGGCUUAGUUUACUCGCCUUCUGAUUAAAAGAUACUUGCUCUUAUUAAGUGUCAAUGUGUUAAGCACGAAGGUACUAAUAUUGAGGACAUUACGUAAGUAGGUCUGUAUGAUCGUUCGGGUGAACGUAGACCUGAACGGGACCGUUGUUUUUGACAAUGACUGACGUUACUACAACCUGUGCGUUAGUCACGUUCAGAGUCAAAGUGAGUUAUAUCACGUCAGUUGACGGUAUGAAACUCUGGUUAUUGACCUGGCCCCAGUUUCUCAAAAGUUGGAUAGCGCUACCCACUGGAUAAAUCACUAUCAAAAGGAUAAGUGUUAGGGAAACCAAUUGCACUAUCCAGUGGAUAGCGUUAUCCACCUUUUGAACAACUGGGGCUUGAUUGGUCAAUUAAGUUAUAUCUAUAUAUAUAUAUACACCUAAUUGCAAAAACGUUGUCAUGAAAAAAAUGAAAA